Messenger RNA from Anolis carolinensis (green anole), 4535 nucleotides. It is a transcript of the gene cdk15, whose product is annotated as cyclin dependent kinase 15. NCBI's taxonomy places the organism in Eukaryota, Metazoa, Chordata, Lepidosauria, Squamata, Anolidae. Gene Ontology annotation, biological process: protein phosphorylation. The coding region runs from base 565 to 1866 and encodes 433 amino acids. Gene Ontology annotation, molecular function: ATP binding; cyclin binding; cyclin-dependent protein serine/threonine kinase activity. Gene Ontology annotation, cellular component: cytosol; cytoplasm; nucleus. The record is from RefSeq and is a predicted model, not a curated record. The transcript is spliced from 13 exons.
UUGGCUGUUUAUAUAUUGUUUCAGGACCAGCACAUGUUCCCCCUGGUUCAGUCCAAGAGAAAGUGAACAAAAGAUUGGUAUUUUUUUUUUCAGAUGCAUUCAGACAAUUGAUCAAAAAAAAGUUGUAAAGCUGGAGAAACAACAGAUCAUUAAAAACAGAAAUGGGAAUUGGUCAAGUAUAUAUGAUGCUAACUGUAAAUCUUUUAUACAUGCCAACCCAAUUUUUGCAAAUACAGUAGCAAUAGGAUUGUAGGAAGAGACAUAUGCUGAAGAAAAAAGACUGCCCAUGAGACCUCAGGAUUAUUACAAACAAGCUUUGACACCCCCCCCCCCUUUUCUUUGGCCAAUCUUAGGUAUGGCAGCUUUCAAAAUCAAGUUUAUUAAAAGCCAAAAUUAAUUUGAAACAAAGGGCCUUAGGAGGUUGGAGGAGACGGUUUUUUAAGUCAUGAGACCAUUUGUAGCAGAAACCUCAUGCAAGUCACAUGAACAUCAGUGCCUUUCUCGUUUCUGGCAAAGAAAAGGAUAAAAAGAGAGAAAACCAAGCUGUCAGGAGGACAGGAAAACAUGGGGGACAUCCUAUGCGGAAAUGUUCCCAAUCCUACAUGCAAAUGUUGCUGCGAAGAGACAGAAGGCUCAUUACAACAAGACAAUAUUCAGCCCAGUGGAGAGGAGCAAGCUUUUAAACCUGCAGGUACACACAGAAUACUACAACCACUGAAUUCCUCACAGCCUCAAUGGUUCCAUACACUUCAGAUACAAAAACCAAAACGCCGCCGCCGUUUCAGUGAAACUUUCCAAGAGCAGGAUUUUGCUGUCGGACUCCAGUGGGAAAGAAAAAGUCUCCCAUUUGGAAAAACCUCAUCCUACUUAAAUCUGGAGAAGCUGAGUGAGAGUUCCCAUUCCACUGUGUACAAAGGAAUCAGCAGAAUAUAUGGACAGCUAGUAGCUAUGAAAGUCAUCAGUCUGAAGACUGAAGAAGGAGUCCCUUUUACAACCAUAAGAGAAGCAUCCCUCCUCAAGGGCUUGAAACAUGCCAACAUUGUGCUUCUUCAUGACAUCAUCCAGACCAAAGAGAAUCUGACAUUAGUCUUUGAAUACAUGCACAGCGAUGUAGCACAGUACAUGUCUCAGCAUCCUGGAGGACUUCAUCCUCAUAAUGUUAUGCUCUUCAUGUUCCAACUUCUGCGAGCUUUGGUUUAUAUCCAUGAACAUCACAUCCUUCAUCGGGACCUGAAACCACAGAACUUGCUCCUCAGUUGCCAUGGAGAGCUCAAGUUAGCUGACUUUGGUUUAGCUCGUGCCAAGACACUUCCCGGACAAACAUAUUCGGCUGAGGUGGUGACACUUGGAUACCGCCCUCCUGAUGUGCUGCUAGGAGCCACAAAUUAUUCAUCUAAUAUUGAUAUAUGGGGUGCAGGUUGCAUAUUUGUUGAAAUGCUGCAAGGUCAACCAUUGUUUGCAGGAGUUUGCAAUACCUUUGAACAGUUGAAGAAGAUCUGGAUGGUACUGGGAGUCCCAACAGAGGAAACAUGGCCAGGAGUUUCCAAGCUUCAGCAUUAUCAACUAGAGAGGUUCUCCGCCAGUAAGCCUCGGAGGCUCCGAAUGAUCUGUGACAGGCUGAACAAAACCUCUGAAACUGAAGAUCUGGCAGCAAGAAUGUUAAAAGUUUGUCCCCAAAACAGGAUUUCUGCACAGGAGGCACUUACUCAUUGCUAUUUCAGCUCAUUGCCCUCUCAGUUGUACGACCUUUCUGAUGAACAGUCCAUCUUCACCGUCCCCGGAGUGAAGCUGAAACCAGAAAUGUUUGAUCUCUUUGCUCCAUAUGAGAAAAGCCACCAACACAUCAGUUCUAGCAAGUUUUGGUGAAGAAGAAUAAAGGAGCGGAGCGUGUAGGCAAUGAAUGCUAUUUAUCAUCACUGCUUGAGAGAAUUGCUGAUACCUACUAGCUAAAGGAGACUGAACCUUUCCUAACAAUGUAGCAUCAUCGCCAGCUUUUGGAGACUCAAAAACAAUGCCAGCUCCAUGCGGUGCUUGAACCACAUGCUCACUAAGGCCCCUUCUACACUGCCUUAUAAAAUCCGGAUAAUCCGGAUUUUGUAUGGUAAUGUAAAUGAGUUGCUUUAAAGGUGCAAAUGGAGCAGAGCUUGGCUAGUAUAGGUUGCUGAAAUAAUAACCAUGCUUCACUGGGGCUGCAGGGCUGCAGUUGGGUUCAGGAUUAAUUCAGGUUUUGUUUUUUUGUGUGUGUCAGAAGCAACUUGAGAACAUUGCCGCUGUGGCGCAAUGGGUUAAACCCUUGUGCUGGCUGGACUACUGACCUGAAGGUUGGGUUGCUGAUCUGAAGGUUGACGGUUUGAAUCUGCAAGAUGGGGUGAGCGCCCGUCUGUCAGCUCUAGCUUGCAGUGACACAAGAGAAUCCUCCCAGCAGGAUGGUAACACAUCUGGGCUUCCCCUGGGCAACGUCUCUGUAGAUGGCCAAUUCUCUCACACCAGAAGUGACUAAUUCAGAUUAAACAAAACCAAGAUACAUAACUAUUAAAAGAAAAAAAAAUUAAACAAAAAAUAUUUUACUUUACCAAAAUAAUGGAAAAUAGUUCUCUAUAUGUUAAGUCUUCAGAUUGCUCUCAUAAGUUUGCUUCAGUCUGUAAUGAGUGAAUCUCAAAUGUUACUAGAAGGAAGCUUGCAAAGGGGCAGGACUUCCCUUCAUGAAAAUGUGUCAGCAAAAGGGGAAACUGUACAGAUGUCCAAGCUGUCUGUUAUUCUGUGUUUGCCAUGUCAGAAAGAUUGACUUGGCAGCCAAGAUGUUAACAGUGCGAGUCUGAUCACUGGACCUCUAGGAUAAAUCCAAUUGUCUCUUAAUAGAGAUAUCCCUGGACCAGAUCAUUGGCUGAACAAACAGAACAGAUGGGGGCUGAUAAUUUUAAGAAUGCAGCAACUGAUCCAAGGCUUAGAGACAGGCUUGUCAUUCUUAGGGUUUGUUUCCGAUCUUUCCUAACAAAAGGACUCCUGGGGGAAGGAGAGGAUUAAUCUAAAGUUGAGCAGAGCCUCCAGGGAAGAUAGCUCCCUGGAUAAAGUCAACAAAAGGAAUUGUUUAAUAUUUGUUAUAGUUUCCUAAGGGGACCUUCUGCCGCCACUAAGGGGAUUAUCAUUACCCUGAUUCCGCACCAGCAGCGCAUUAGAAACGCGCCUCGCAGGCAAAUGAUUUUAUGACAUUCAGUUGACUUCUUUGGUCCCUUCCUAAACAUAUGUCCCUUUGAAAAUAAAAGAGAGUUGCAUGGGUCCAAUGAAGGAUUUUGGGCCACAGAAAUCAUACGUUUAGGCCAGCAUUAUAUCCAUGUGUCAGAACUAUGUGUUUAAUCUCCUUGAUCUCUGCAUUCUUGACAGAAUGACAGGAUAUCAAUAAGAAAGGUGCUGUUCAGUGACUUCUGAUGUGUGUAGAUAUAAGUGGAGGGUGCUACUGGUUGGAGCCUCUUUGAACUCUUUCAGGGAUACUACAUUCUCACAGUAUCAGAAUUUAUCUAGCGAGAACAAGAAAAAUCAAACUUGCUCUUGCUGCAGCAACAUGUUUUCAUCCAGUGCUCCAAAAGAAACUUGCUCCUCUCUAGUAACUACCACAAUCUGGGAGAAAUAAAUAUAGAGAAGACAAAUAUAAUUAGCAAAUUUAUACACAAGUCUGUAGAAUUUAUCUUUAUUACCAACACCAUGUAACAUGAUAUUUGUUCCUGGGUUAUCAAUGUCAUUUCCUAAUUGGCUCUAUCAUAAAAAAAACAUGGGAAAUGUUUAUUACUUUUUUAAACUUGGUUUUUGCGGAACAUCCUGCAGCACACUUUGCUUGAGUUUUUCAGUUAAUAUCUCAUAAUAAUAAUAAUAAUAAUAAUAAUAAUAAUAAUAAUAAUGCACUUUAUUUAUAUUCUGCUUUAUCUCCCCAGAAACUCCGAAAGGUACACAUAUAAGGCAAACAUUCAAUGCCUUUUACACAAAAACAACAUACAAUACAGGUACACAGACAAAAGUAAAGACCUUUUCCUUUUCAUUUCUGGCACCUGGAGGCAAAGCUCAACUCUGACCAUGGGGAGGUGCUCUUGUUCCAUUUUUCCAUGCCAAGGAUCCUGUUGCCUGUACACAUCUUCGAUCUUGUGUUUGCCGGCAUGUCAGCAUGGGGCGCCCUUUUACCUUCCCGCCAAAGUGGUACCUAUUGAUCUACUCAAAUUUGCAUGUUUGACAGAAGCUGGGCUAACAGUGGGAGCUCAUUUACGGCUUCAAGCUGCCAACCCUCUGGUGAGCAGAUUUCAUGCAGUUAGCAGUUUAACCCGCUGUGCUAUUGCAGCCCUCUUAACCAAUGCUACAUAGUUUGUGGCAGCCACAAAAACAAAGUUUCUGGAGCAUAACAACUACUUUCAAAGCAAGUACUGCACAAUUAAACAGGAAACAACACUUUCAAAACAGGAACAGAUUUUUUUCAAAAAUUUGUUACAUAGUAUAUCUCCCAUUGUUAGCCCCAGCUUCUGCCAACCUAGCAGUUCAGAAACAUGCAAAUG